AACUGCAAAGAUCUCAUACUUUAGAGAUGAAGAUGAUAAACCCAAGGAGAUAAUCCAGCUGCUGGCAUUGUACAACUGAAAGAUCCUUUGUGUCAAAAUGAGCAGUCUUUGAGAAAAUACUGGAAAACCAUUAAAUCUGAGAAAUGGGAGAACGACUAAGGAGCCCAGAUUCUGAACACGACAGGAAAUCAGAUGGAGAUAAACAUAGUGACUCCUAUUAUUCAGAUGAAGGUAGUGCAUCUCAUUCAUCUGGCCAGUCACCAACACUAACAUCUACAAGCCAGGAAAAAAGAGAGCACAAAACACAAACUUCAAACAGCCUCGUGCACUACCAAGCCACAAAGAAAUUGGAUUCCAAAUAUGCACCAAGCAAAAGAGGGACACGGUGGGGCUUCCGUUCUCAGAGCUUCACAAGGGAUUCUCCUGCAAAAGAUAUAGAUCUUGUUACAAAAAGAGUUCUUUCUGCUAGGCUGCUGAAAAUCAAUGAGCUCCGAAAUGAACUGACUGAACUUCACAUCAAACUAGAUGAGCUGCAGAAAGAAAACAGGGCACUGAAGAGGCUUCAGCACAGGCAGGAGAAAGCCUUGAAUAAGUUUGAAGAUACAGAAAAUGAAAUCUCUCAGCUUCUUGCUCGGCACAACAAUGAGAUUAGAAUAUUAAGGGAGCGUCUACGGAAAUCUCAAGAGAGAGAACGUGCAACUGAAAGACGGCUGAAAGAUUCGGAAGAUGAACUGUACAGAACAAAAACUGCCUUGCAGAAACUGAAAAAGCUGUCUGCAGAUAAGCACCUUGCUGAAAGAGAUGACCUGGCAAAGAAACUAGCCUAUGCAGAGAGCAGGCUAGAGGACAGUGAAAAAAGAAUUAAGGAUCUGGAAAAAAAUCUUGAAUUAAGUGGCAGCAGUUUUCAACGAGAGUUACAAUCAAAGAAAAAAAAGAUCUGUGAGGCUCGAGAAAUAAACAGAGUUCUCCAAGAAGAGCUUCAACAACUAAAUCAGAAGCUGAAGGAAAAAGAAAGAGAACUUGAAGCAAAAAAUAUAUAUGCUAAUCGUAUGUUGAAGCUAUCACCAAGAAAAGACAUGGAUAUUAUACAGAGAAAGAGAGCCAACAACCAAAAUAUUAAGAAGGGAGUACAGCUCACAAAAGGUGUACAGACCAGUGGAUACUUCUCACCGGUAGAAUUACUUCCGGAAUCAGAACUUGUCCGUGGUGGCACAGUAAACAAGAAAGAAGGGAUUCUUCCUAAAAUAGAAAAAGAAACUGAAGACACAGGAUGGAAGGAGCAAGCAGACCUCAACAAACAAGUCCAAGACAGGGAAACGGAAGAGAAACUGAAGUGUUUUCAGGAAAUACAGGUUUUAGAGGAGAGGAUUCAAAAACUUCAUGAUGAGUGGGAAAAGGAAGAAUAUGACAAAAUGAAAAAAGAAAGCAGCUUUUUAUUGGGUAAAGAAGAGAAAACAAAGAUGGAGACAGAAAUCCAAAAACCCGAAGUCGAGAGAGAGAGCACUGAAUUUUUUUUAGAGCGGCAAAAAAGAGAGCUCCUGCUUGCUAAAAUGCAAGAAAUUGACAGAGAAACUCAAAAUGUAACAAGCACGAAACCUGUUUCCCCAGCACCACUCAUAAAUACAGCAAGAAAAUCUGAUUUCCUGGAGAAAAAAGAAAAAACUAAUCAAUUCUUUGGGAUUCCUGGGAAGGUUACAAAUGGAUUUCCUCUAGAUAACACCCAGGAUGAUGCCACAAGAGCAGAAGGGCAGAAACAACAAAAUCCAAGGACCAUAGAUUUAAGUAGUGAGUUAACAUUUGGUAGUUAUGUACCUUCCUUUGGGAAAGGAUCAGGGAGGCCAAGUUGGCUUACUCAGAAAAGCAUCACCUCAGAAGAAAAAGUUAAGGAAAAUGCAGAUUUCAAUAGCAAGAAAGAAAAGUCCAACUUAAUGGAACAACUCUUUGGAAGCAGUGCCAGUACCAAUGUUCUUUCUAAAAGUAACAACACACCAUUUGACAUAGAUUGGGACUCCAGUAGUACUCUUCUUGCUGAUAAAAGAAGUAAAGUCACAGUAAAAGAAGACAAUGAGCUUUUCAGUGAAGGGAGAAACCUACACAGACACCGUUUGCAACACACUACAAGAAAGCCAGGAAUUCAGACCCUUGGUUCUUUAGAAGAUGAAGUCGAAGACAUAAUCUUACAGUGA
Molecule: messenger RNA, 2186 nt
Organism: Nestor notabilis (Kea)
Lineage: Eukaryota; Metazoa; Chordata; Aves; Psittaciformes; Psittacidae
Gene: LCA5
Product: Leber congenital amaurosis 5
Exons: 7
Coding region: 144-2186 (680 amino acids)
Biological process (GO): intraciliary transport
Cellular component (GO): axoneme
Source: RefSeq, a predicted model, not a curated record